Closterium sp. NIES-65 is the source of this 2952-nucleotide messenger RNA. The record is from the annotation of a GenBank genome assembly. NCBI's taxonomy places the organism in Eukaryota, Viridiplantae, Streptophyta, Zygnematophyceae, Desmidiales, Closteriaceae.
AUGCGCGAUGCUGCUGCUCGUCUUGCUGUUCGUAGUCACAUGCCGUCUGUUGAGCGCGCGCACUUUAGCCAGUACAAGACUGCUAAGACUCUGUACGACGCUGUUGCUGCGCCCUACUCCUCCCCUGCCGCUGCUGCCCUUAGCCGCCUCAUGCUGCAGUACCUGUUCUCUGACCUAGCCGCUUUUGCCACUGUCGCUGACCUAAUUACACACCUCCGCACUAGUGACACCCGCUACCGCGCUGCGCUUCCUGCCGAGUUCUGCGCCAAGAACCCCCACCCUAUGUACAUCACCCUCUACUGCCUCGUCACCCGGCUCCCUGACUCCCUUCGCUCGGUCAGGGACCACUUCCUCUCCCUUUGCCCCACCACACUCACCUCUGACCUACUCGAGGAGCGCCUCCAUGCACCCGAGAAGAGUAUAGUCGCUGUAGGAGCCUCUCGUGGAGACCCUCGUGCCCCUUUCUGUGAAAGAUGCUCCCCCGUCCCCCUUUUGCCCUCUGUUGCUUCUGCUACUGCUGUCGACCUCGUUGGCACCGAGUCGGUCAGCGCUGCGUCUGCUCCUAGUCGGAGGCGCCGCAGUGGCAGGAGCAAGGGGGGCAAGGGUGCUGGAGGAGACGGCGAGGGCGGCGGUGGUGGCGGUGGAGGUGGAGGUGGGGAUAGAGGUGGGGUGGUGGCGGGAGUGGGGGCUUCAGCGGCGGCGGUGGAGGUGGAGGCGGUGGCGGCAGCGGCAGUGGGGGCGGAGGAAGUGGCAGCGGCGGUGAGGGUGGUGGCGGUAGUGGUGCUGGUCUGGGUGGCGCUGUGCAGCGGGGAGGUCCUGGUGGUGGCCAGCGCCAGCAGCAGCAGCGUUCUUGUGAGACCCUGUCGCCCCUGCAGCUUCGUGAGUGGUACGCUGGGUGUGGGAGGUCCAGGGAUGCUGGUCCUUGUGCUUACGAUAUCCGCACCGGCGAGCGCAGUGGGGAGACGUGUUGCUAUCUUUGAUCUUGAUUAUGAUGCUAUCCUUGCUGCUAUGUAUGCUGUGACUAUUAGUGCUGAGGGUGAUUGUUACGUGUGUGUUCCGCCCGACCCGGGCAUUGAGGCUGCUGCUCUAGGUGCUAGUGAGUGUGCUGCUCCAGGUGCUGGUGAGUCUGCUCUCUCAGGUACCGCGUCAGCUCAGGCCUUGCACACGUUCACCCUUGACUCGGGUGCUUCCCGCUCCUUCUUUCGCGACUGCACCACACUCUCGCUGCUUAGUCGACUAGUGGCAGUCUCCCUGGCUGACCCCUCUGGGGGUCCGGUCCUUGCAAACUCCUCCACGGUUCUGCUGUGUCUGGCGGUCCCGUCUGGCUCUCUGUCUGGCCUCCACCUCCCCUCGUUCUCCACGAACUUGGUGAGUGGAGCUGACCUUCAGGACGCCUGGGUUGACCAGUUCACUCCUGGAGGUCAGUGGGUGACCCACUGUUCGUGCACUCGGACGGGCCGGCACCUGGCCACGUUCUCCCAUCAGCCUGGGUCGAGCUUGUACACCCUGACUACCGGGUCACCUCCCCUUUUUGCGUCUGGUCAGGUAGCUGCGUCGAGUCAGGUGUUUGCUGCAGCGUCCCCAUCUGGUCCUGAGUCUUCCCCCUGCUUGUGUCGCCUCCUGUCUCACCAGACUCUUCUCUGGCACCACCGCCUUGGUCACCCCUCCAUGCCUCGUCUUCGAGGCAUGGCCUCCCAUGUCCUUGUCACUGGUCUUCCUCGGUCUCUCCCUCCCCUUCCCCCGGGGCCUGCCCCUACCUGCGUUCCUUGCAUCGAGGGGCGGCAGCGCGCCGCUCCUCACUCCUCCGAGUUAGCUCUGACGAAGGCUCCCCUGCAGACUCUUCACAUGGACGUGUGGGGCCCAACGCGCGUCCGUGGACAGGGUCACGAAAGCAACUUUCUGCUGGUCGUUGACGACUACUCGCAUUACACCACAGUCUUCCCCUUGCGCCGCAAGGGUGAGGUCACUGAGGUGCUGAUCGACUGGAUCCGCGCUGCCCGUCCUCAGCUCAGCGAGAGUUUCGGCUCGAACCUUCCUGUUCUGCAUCUGCACUCCGACAGAGUACGCUGCCAUCAGCUCAACCUUCAGCCCCGGGUCUCCAUGCCGGAGACCACACCUACGCUACGGUGGACGGGGAAGGUUGGCGAUGUGUCUGCGUUCCGUGUCUGGGGAUCUCGAGCUUUCGUCCGUGACUUGUCUGCGGACAAGCUGUCCUCCCGUGCUGUUCCCUGCGUCUUCCUUGGCUUCCCCCCUGACGCGCCUGGUUGGCAGUUUUACCACCCCACCUCGCGCCGUGUUCUGUCCUAUCUGGACGUCAUGUUUGACGAGUCGGUUCCUUACUACCAUCUCUUCCCCUACCGCACUGCCCCCCCUUCCCCCCCCGCCGCUCUUCCUCGCACCAAGUCCUCCUCCGUGUUGACUCUGGUGCGGCUAGGGGUGCCGAUCCUGCGGGUGCCGGAUCUAGGGGUGCUGAGCUUGAGCGUGCGGAGCCUGGGGGUGCUGAGCCUGGGGGUGCUGAGCCUGGGGUUGCUGAGUCUGGGGGUGCGGAGCCCGAGGGUGUUGAUCCUGCGCGUGUGGAGUCUGGAGGUGUUGAGCCUGGAGGUCCUUCGGGUGGUUCGUCCCGGCGGGAGCCGCUCUCUCCAUAGCAGCUGCGCGAGUGGUUUGCUCGGCACUAGAGCCAUGCUGCUAGAGCUGGUGGUGCUACGGGCGCUGGAGGUCCUCCUGCUGGUGGAGCUGCUAGGGGUCUUGGAGCCACUAGUACCGGAGGUGCUCGUAAUGGAGGUACUGGAGCUACUGGGCCUGGUGGUGCUAUUGGAGCUGGAGCUGUUGGAAGUGCUGAAGCUGGAGGUGCUGCUGGAGCCGGUGCUCCUAGGGGUGCUGGAUUUGGCACUACUGGAGCUGCUGGAGGUGCUGCUAGACCUGGAGGUGCUGCUAGAACUGGUGGUGCUGUAG